Molecule: messenger RNA, 2716 nt
Organism: Tachysurus vachellii
Lineage: Eukaryota; Metazoa; Chordata; Actinopteri; Siluriformes; Bagridae
Gene: rbfa
Product: ribosome binding factor A
Exons: 6
Coding region: 88-1056 (322 amino acids)
Biological process (GO): rRNA processing
Source: RefSeq, a predicted model, not a curated record
GUGACGUCAUUAUUUUUGCACGUUUAGCCUCGUGUAUUAUUAUUUUUUUUAACAGUAACAUUAAUGUUUUCUGAGUAAUAUUUAAUCAUGUUGGUUCAGAUAGGUUUGUUAUCUCGACGUGUUGGUGCUGUAGUGACAACGAUGCGUAAAAUAACCCUGGAGACUCCAAAUGGAUAUAAACACACGACCUUGGUGAGAACAUCAACAUUUCAGAGUGUAACAAACUUUCACACUUCUGUUUGUCAGGGUCGCGAUCUGCUGAAGAAGAUGUUCACUAACAAGAGGAAGAAAAAGUGGUAUGAAACUCCUCAGGUGUUUCAGUCCAUAAUCACAGAUCAGUCUGGAUUCACUAAACCUGCCAAGAAAAGAAGCAUGGAGGACAGUUUACGUGUGAGAACCCUGAACACGAUCCUGUAUAAGUCCAUCUCAGACCUGCUGUCAUCUCAUCAGGUUAAUGCACAGCUACCUGGCUACAACGUGGAGAUCACUAAAGUUUCAUUGCUAGCAGAUUACUCUGUUUGUCGGAUCUACUGGAAGACAAGUUUGUCCUCUGAAAGAGACAGUGAGAUUCAGCAGAAUUUGGACAAAUGUGCCCCAAGAAUACGAUACCUCCUCACCUCACAGCAGAUCUUGGGCAGUGUUCCUCCAUUAGUUUUUGUACUAGAUAAACAGUAUGCAGCUCUGAAAGAGGUGGAAGAUCUUCUGAAGAUGGCUGAUUUUGGCCCAGUUGAUGACUCAGAGAAGCUUGUCCUUAAUGAGAAAGAUGACGAGACGAGCGUGCACACGGCGGAGAGCAAGAGAGUCGUGUUUGGCGUCGAUCGUGAUGCGCUCUAUAAACAGAUCGAGGACUAUAAACAGCGGUCAAAAGACUCUAGCUCACAGAUCAGCUGCUCGGCCUCUCUAACUCAAGAGCAGCUACAGAUGUUAGCAGAGAUCAGGAAGCAGAAGCUGAUUGAGAAAAAGAAGCGCAAAGCGAAGAAGAUGAAAGAUGAUGACAUCACACCCAAAGAGUUCCUGCUCAUGAGGCAAGUUCAGAAAGACCAGGAUGAGCAGUAGGACACUGAGCACGACUCUGAGAGCAGUCGGGCCUCGGCGGACAUGACAAACACGAGCAGUGACAGAGAAUUUUAUCUUGAUUUGAUUUCAAGUUGAUACAAAGAACUGUUUUCUAUUGUGUGAUAUUUGUUACAUCUGUGACAUUUCCUCAUUUUAGCAAGAAUUUUGGUCUGUUUACUUCAUUAUAUUAUAUAAGGAGCAAGCCUGAAAAUCGAUCUGAAGAGAGGAACCAGGGAGACACCAGAGAGUGUGAUUUAUAAAUGAUUGUUCUUUCUCCAGCUGUGUAUUGUCUAAUUCAGUUUGAUUAGGAGCUUUUGAGCAACUUAUAAAUCAGCAUUAAAAAAUAAACACUUAUCGUAAAGUAUAAAUAAAAGAAGUGAGAUGCUUUACAAAAGAUAUUUAAGCACAAUCAAUUUCAAAUGAUUGUGAUCAAAUUGUACUUGUAAUAUUUAUACUAAUGCUACAUCAUAGAUGAGUUAUUAAAAAAGUUCAGAUCAUUCGAAAACAAUUAUUGCUCAGUUAGCUAGCAGUGAUGGUCUAGCACCUGGCUAUUCAGCUAUCAGAGAUGGUCUAGCACCGGGCUAUUCAGCUAGCAGAGAUGGUCUAGCACCGGGCUAUUCAGCUAGCAGAGAUGGUCUAGCACCGGGCUAUUCAGCUAGCAGAGAUGGUCUAGCACCUGGCUAUUCAGCUAGCAGAGAUGGUCUAGCACCGGGCUAUUCAGCUAGCAGAGAUGGUCUAGCACCGGGCUAUUCAGCUAGCAGAGAUGGUCUAGCACCGGGCUAUUCAGCUAGCAGUGAUGGUCUGUCGGCUUACCACCGUCGUAUGUUGCUCAGGUUUGCAGACUGUGGAGUGGUGGGACGCUUUACAUCCCUGGAAGCCCUCAUGUCUGUGUCCCCUUCUGGCUCUAGCCUUUUAGUUAUGCUGUCAUAGCUAGUCUUGCAGGAGUCCCUGUCUGCACUUUGCAUAUAAUUUACAUAUACAUAUAUAUAUUUAUUUACGUUUUCAGCAUUUAGCAGACACCAACUUACAUUUUAUCUUAUACAACUGAGCAAUUGAGGGUUAAGGGCCUUGCUCAGGGGCCCAGCAGUGGCAGUUUGGUGGACGUAGGAAUCGAACUCACAACCUUCCGAUUGGUAGCCUAACACCUUAACCACUAGGCUACCACAUCCCUACAUAUCCCUAUACUGUAUUUAUAUGCCACUCCUGAGCUCCCAGUGUUUUGAGUUCCUAGCCUGAUCAUCUCAUGGAGCUAAUCCUGAUGUUCUACCCCUGGUUGGAGUCUCGUCGCCUGGUGGUCACCCUGCCAGGGGUUUGAUCUACAUGGACAACCAAUGACUCAUGGGAUUGUUUUUGAUGGAGCCACCUGGAAACUGUCAUGCCUUCUUUGAACCAAUGUUGUGUCAAUCAGCUGUAUGGUCUGGUCUUUAUCAGCAAUCAGGUCUGUGAUGAACUCAAGAGUUUGCGAUGAUCCAUUAGUUCCUCAGGAGCUCUCGGCUGUUGCAGAAAGGACAUUAUUUACAUUUACAUUAUUUACUGUAGAGUGUCAACCAAAUGAGGAUGAGGUUCCCUUCUGAGCCUGGUUCCUCUCAAGGUUUCCUCCUCAUAUCAUCUCCUUUUAUUUUUCCUUGCUGCCGCCGCCUCCGGCUUGCUCAUUAGGAAU